AUGGCGUGGGAUCAUUUGGAUAUCGAUAAGCCGCAUCUGGCAUACAUGAUUUUGGGUGGAUUUACUGGCCUGUUCAUGCUGUGCUCACUCUUCGUGAAAGAAAAGCUCUACAUCGGCGAAGCUACUGUCGCCACCCUUUGCGGUAUCAUCUUCGGCCCACAUGCUGCCAAUUUAUUCAACCCCCACGAAUGGGGCAACGUCGAUAAAAUCACACUCGAGUGCUCCCGCAUCGUCCUGGUCGUACAAUGUUUCGCCGUCGGUGUCGAAUUGCCCAAGGCUUACAUGGAGCGUCACUGGAAAUCAGUAACCCUCUUGCUCGUCCCCGUCAUGACCUGGGGCUGGCUGGUCACUAGUCUAUUCAUCUGGUGGAUGGUGCCGCCAUUGAACUGGCUCGACAGUCUUGUCUGUGCCGCCUGUGUUACUGCCACCGAUCCUGUCUUGGCCUCGUCCGUCGUCGGUAAGGGUAAGUUCGCCAAGCGUGUGCCCAAGCAUUUGCGAGAUCUUCUCUCUGCCGAGUCCGGCUGUAACGACGGCAUGGCCUUCCCUUUUAUCUACCUCUCAUUCUACAUUUUGCGUUACAGACCCAAUGUUGGGGAAGUCUCGCUGAAUUGGUUCUGCGUGACCAUUCUGUACGAGUGCAUCUUUGGCGCGAUCUUUGGCUUCGCUAUUGGUUAUUUUGCCCGCCAUGCCAUCAAGCUGGCUGAGCGCAGGGGUCUCAUUGAUCGUGAGAGUUUCCUAGUGUUCUACUUCGUCCUGGCGGUCUUCUGUGCCGGCUCCGGUAGUCUAUUGGGCAUGGACGAUUUGCUUAUUGGAUUCUCCUGCGGUGUCGGUUUCAGUAACGACGGAUGGUUCACAGAGAAAACUGAAGAGUCACACGUCUCUAACGUCAUCGAUCUGCUGCUUAACUUGGCAUACUUUGUCUACUUUGGAGCCAUCAUUCCCUGGGAGGACUUCAACAACAUUGAGCUCGGCCUUGUGCCUUGGCGCUUGGUGGUGAUAGCGUUGUUGGUCAUUUUCUUCCGUCGCAUACCCAUCAUGCUUCUCUUGAAACCAAUUAUACCGGACGUUAAAACAUGGCGAGAAGCUCUGUUUGCGGGUCACUUCGGCCCUAUUGGUGUCGGUGCCAUCUUCGCUGCGAUUCUCGCUAGAGCCGAAUUGGAAAACGAUAGCACACAGCCCUCUCCAGAAGACAGUUUACCCACGCCAGGGCAGGAAGAUUACUACCUUAUCAGGCUGAUCUGGCCCAUAACCACGUUCAUGGUCAUCUCAUCCAUCCUUGUCCACGGAUCCUCCAUCGCCGUGUUUACCCUCGGUAAACGCAUCAAUACCCUGACGGUCACGCUUUCCUAUACUCAGGCCAACGAGGACGGUCCUUCAUGGAUGAACCGUCUGCCCCGUGUCCAGUCAAUUGCCAAGGGCUCUAUGUCGUUCCGCAAGGCGGAUGAGGUAGAUUCCUCGGAGGAAAGGCUGCCUGAAUACCCACCUGGAACCUUGCCGCCUAUUGGUUUGCCCAACAACUUCCUACGUCGCCAGCGCGAGGAGGAGGAUAGUGAAUCCCAGAUUUCUGCGACUCAGAACAAGCCUGUUCGUCGUCGCAAGCGCCGCAAGCACCCCGCUGGUGGGCCCAUUAGUCAAUCUGCAAUCAUGCCGGCUCCGCGACCUGCCGAGAGCGAGGGUGAUGAUGAGAAGAAUCAAGAAGAGCUUGCUGAACGGGAUGCUAUUGAACGUGGUGCCUCACCUCCCAGUGCAGAGCGUGACCGCUUUGGUCGCGAGCCAGAGAUUGAAGCCUACCAAGAAGGUCACAACAUGAUCAUCGAGGAUGAAGAAGGCAAUGUCCUCCAGACCGAGGACACUACCAACAUGACAACCGAGCAAAAGCUUCAAGAAAUCGAGAAGCAGCGCAAGCGUCUGGAGGAGGACAAGACUGGAGAAUUCGCCCCAUCUCUUAACCAGCCUCACCCCAAGAAUGAAGGCGAGGAAGCUAAGCAAGCCGUUGCCGAAAAGGCUGGACUCUCUGCGGGUAAGGCCCGCAAGGGAUGGACCAGCUGGAUUGGACGUGGAAAAGACAAGGAAACGUCUGCGCAGGAAAAGCCACCCAAGGCCGAUACCCCCAAGUCCAAGCACCGGUCUGCGCAUGCCUACCAGUUUGGUAACACUAUCAUUGUGGAGGACGAGGACGGAGAGGUGCUCAAGAAGUACACCAUUCCAUCCAAUGACAAGGGACCAAAGCCCAAGCCCCCGCCUGAAGAGGACCCUGCUGCUCCUCCUGGUCACGCACCAAUUAGGCGUGGUCUCACCCGUAUGGGCACCUGGUUUGGAAUGGAAGAAGAAGGAGAAUCGUCUCAAGCUGGCCAGAAGAAGACUAAGCCUGCUCCGAGAACUGAGACUGACGACUGGACCACCGAUGACGGUUUGCGUUUCACGCUAGCCCAGAAUGACGACGUUGACGCUCGCGGCGGUAUCGGGCACAAGGGCCGCCGUAUGAACAAGCUAGAGUUCUUCCAGCAGCUCAAGGGUCUUGAUGCCAAGGAGCGUCGUGAUGUGGUGCAGCAGACGGACGCGCCAGCCGCGAUCCAACAAGCUGCCAAGGACGACGUGAAGGAAGAGGAACGCAAAGAUAGUCGACUCUCCGCCGCUGCGGCUGCCUCUGCCGUCGCCACUACCGGUGCCAUUCCCGAGGAAGCGGCCGAGGAUCUCGAAUCUGUCACCGACAGCGAGAUCAGCGAUGAUGAGUCCGGUGACGGAGCCCCAACCCCCGACGUCGCCAGCUCCCUUGCCAAGUUUACCCGCGGCAGCUCUGCCCAGGAACGUCGCAGCAACCUCAGCCCUGCACCUGCUCGUCUCCGUGCCCGUCGUGACUCCGACGACGACGGAACCGAGCGUAUCCCUCCCUCGCGUCUCCGUCGAGCUGCCGGUAUCCCUGCCCCAUCUCGCCAAGCCGACGACGAUACUGGCGAGACACCUGCCGAGCGUCGUCGUCGUCUUGCUGCCCUGGGCCAAGAUGACAACGAUGAUGACUCUGACUCCGAUGAUGACGGAGCUAUCGAGGAUGAUUCGGAGAGUGACGAGAAAGAUGACGAUAAUCAAACAGCCGGCAAAGUGCAGUUCGCCGACUCGCUCAAGCCUUCAGAAGCCCCCCCAAAGUGGUGA
This is a messenger RNA of Penicillium waksmanii, 3150 nucleotides long. RefSeq names its product Na+/H+ antiporter Nha1. The transcript has a single exon. The record is from RefSeq and is a predicted model, not a curated record. Gene Ontology annotation, biological process: intracellular potassium ion homeostasis; sodium ion export across plasma membrane; proton export across plasma membrane. Bases 1 to 3150 code for a protein of 1049 amino acids. Lineage: Eukaryota; Fungi; Ascomycota; Eurotiomycetes; Eurotiales; Aspergillaceae. Gene Ontology annotation, molecular function: sodium:proton antiporter activity. Gene Ontology annotation, cellular component: plasma membrane.